Ochlerotatus camptorhynchus is the source of this 6142-nucleotide messenger RNA. RefSeq names its product Na[+]-driven anion exchanger 1 (gene Ndae1). Gene Ontology annotation, biological process: monoatomic anion transport; bicarbonate transport; transmembrane transport. Gene Ontology annotation, molecular function: solute:inorganic anion antiporter activity; sodium:bicarbonate symporter activity; monoatomic anion transmembrane transporter activity. Lineage: Eukaryota; Metazoa; Arthropoda; Insecta; Diptera; Culicidae. Gene Ontology annotation, cellular component: plasma membrane. The record is from RefSeq and is a predicted model, not a curated record. The transcript is spliced from 14 exons. The coding region runs from base 1291 to 5016 and encodes 1241 amino acids.
CAAACUACAAGAAAAGCAAAUCCAGGCAGAGCACAAAGAGGGGCCUGCAGCAGGGGAUAGAAUAAGCAUGGCGAACAGCGGCGAUAUGUGCGAUGGAAGUGGAGCAAUGGUAGCAAGCAGCCGUAAAACGGCUCCUACUUGGUAGACGAACAAGCGAACGAACGACCACGACGACGGUUUCCAAGUUAGUUAGCCACGCGACUCUCGACGCGAACGGACGUGUGGUCGUUGGCGAAGAAAGAGUAUAAGUUUUUCUUUCCUUUCUUCUGCUUGGGAGGGAACGCGCAUUUCCUUUUGGGUAGUUUUCCCCGACUUUUCCCCCUUGGUGUCGUUCUAUUUCGCCGUUGAUGUUCGGUGCGCUGUGAGUAAGAAUUUUGUUCUUGUGAUGUUAGAAGUUUCUGGAGGAAACCGGCAAAUCAGGAAAAUGUGUGCCUUUAGUGAAUUCGAUAGGAAAUGCUACUGAAGAAGCAAAAGUUACGAUCAAAACAUAAUAAGCUGAAUGAUGAAAAAGGGAACUGCAAUUAAAAAAGUCGAGUAUUUUUAUCUUAAAAGGAUACAUUUCCCCGUAACGUGAUAAGGAACAACGUUUUCCAAAGUGUUUGAACAGCCGUCCGGUUUACGUCAACGUUUUGAAUUUCAAUUUAAGCUCAAUUAAAAUGGUGUUAUUGAAUAUCCUUCGACCACAAAUGAUUGCGCUGUGAACUGGCGCCAUUCAUUGGAAACUUGUUUGGUUUGUCAGACCAUAUCUCAAUUGGUAUCCUUUCGCUAGUUGUCUACAGUGAUACGAUAUCAGUUUGUCAUUGCCACCACCCCAAGCAAAUAACCCGUUCCAUUCAACCGCACAACACGAACACAGUGAAGAGCUUCAAUCCUCAAAACAAAGUCCACCAAUCAAUCCAACAUUUGUUUGAAUACACGCACGAGGAACGGGAGUCAGAUUGUGUGGUUUUGUUGAUGAAUCACGAGAAAGUAUUAUCGUCAACAGUUCCGCGUUCGCUACCGACGAUGAUGAUACCCAACAGUAGUGAUAAAGCAGCCAUUGUGUGCUAGGGAUAAAUAGCGCAGCUGUUGGCUAAUGGUGCAACCAACGAACCCAAUCGGCAGAAGAAAGGAUAUUCACGACACCAGCACUACACGACACAGUCAAUUCGAGCAUAACGAGUAAACUUGUUUGCUUCCUUUACUUGGACUUGGAAAACGAUUAGGGAGAUGUUAGUGUGGCAAUAGAAUAAUACUUGACCCAGUUGGAAGUAGCCAUCGUUUGACAGUGAAAGCCCCUCACCAGUUAAGAUGAAGGAUAACAAGCGAUUUUAUAAAGCAAGGCCUUGGAAAAUGGAUCACGGCGGCGGGGAUGAUGAAGCACCGACAGAUCCUCGGCUCAAGAGCAGCACGUUUCCGGAACACCCUGAUUAUGAAGGUCACCGAGCACACACGGUUUUCGUUGGCGUCCACAUACCGGGCUCAUCGAGGCGCCACUCGCAAAGGCGUCGCCACAAGCACCAUCAGACGAGCAGGGACAAUGGUGACAAGAGCUCGGCCAGCACCGAAUCCGAUCGACCAGUUACACCACCCGCACAAAGAGUCCAGUUCAUUCUGGGAGGCGAAGUCGGCGACGACGGCAACCAUGAGUCACAUCCACUGUUCUCCGAGAUGGAGGAGCUGGUCAAGGAAGGCGACGAAAUGGCCUGGAAGGAGACCGCCCGGUGGGUCAAGUUCGAAGAGGACGUCGAAGAGGGCGGCAAUCGGUGGUCCAAGCCCCACGUGGCGACCCUCUCGUUGCAUUCGCUCUUCGAACUGAGAAGUCUGCUGCUCAACGGCUCUGUCAUGCUGGAUAUGGAAGCCGUCAGUUUGGAGCAAAUCGCCGAGUUGGUCUGCGAGAAUAUGGUUAAUGCUGGCACGUUGCCCAUCGAGGCGCGGGAUAAGGUUAUCGACGCGCUGCUGAAACGACACAAACAUCAGCACGAGUUCGGCAGCAAGAAAACGCGGCUGCCACUGAUCCGAUCGCUGGCCGAUAUUGGCAAGAAUCACUCGAGCUCCAAGAAUAUGCGUCGUUCUUCAUCCACCGCCAAUUCAUACCCAAUGCACGUCGUCUCAUCGGCACCGGGGAUGCACGAUGACGUUGGUGAAGCAGCACCGUCAGCACUCACCGCACUGCUCGGUGGAUCUUCCAAAGAUCAGCGGGGUCACUAUCUAGCACUGCCAACAGUUGACGAUCAUCAACAGCAACAACAGCAUAGCUUACAUUCUGCCUCCCAACCGGUCUUGAAAAGUGCCAGCAAUAGUAGCAAUAUUAACGCCACAACCUCGGCCAAACCCGGCGGCAACAAUGGAAAACUUUUGACCGUACCUGGAAGACCUUCCGGGGAAAAUCUCAUUCAAAGCCCCAGCAGCAUCUCGAUGGCCCGGAAUACCAGCUCCGGUGAGCUGCAGAAUGGCGAACACAAAUCCAACACGAACUUUAUGAGGAAGAUACCACCGGGUGCCGAAGCCAGCAACAUCCUUGUCGGUGAGGUGGACUUUCUGGACAAAACACUUGCCGCAUUCCUUCGGCUGAACAACGCAUCCGUUAUGGGUGAUUUGACCGAAGUCCCUGUGCCAACUAGGUUUAUCUUCAUUCUGCUGGGUCCCCCAGGGAGUCACAAUAGCUUCCACGAGAUCGGUCGAGCGAUGGCCACCCUCAUGUCGGAUGAAAUCUUCCACGAAGUCGCGUAUCGUGCCAAGAAGCGAGAACACCUCCUGGCAGGUGUAGAUGAAUUCCUAGAUGCCGUCACCGUAUUACCACCGGGUGAGUGGGAUCCAUCGAUUCGGAUAGAACCACCGGCCGCCAUUCCGUCGCAGGAAGUCCGCAAACGACCUCCGGAGAAAAACCCGAAGGAAGAGAUUGACGAGGAAGAGGAAGAACAACGUCAACGUGAAGAAUCCGGUCUUUCGCGAACCGGACGCCUAUUCGGGGGGCUAGUCAACGAUCUAAAGCGGAAGAAGCCAUUCUACUGGUCCGAUUUUAAGGAGGGACUAUCGCUGCAAUGCAUCGCAUCCUGGAUCUUUCUGUACUUUGCCUGUCUGUCGCCAAUCAUUACGUUCGGUGGACUCCUGGGAUCGGCCACCGGAAACAACAUUGCCGCCAUGGAAUCGCUGGUUUCGGGAUUCGUUUGCGGUAUGGGAUAUGGGUUCUUCUCCGGGCAACCGUUGACGAUCCUUGGCUCGACCGGCCCGGUGCUGGUGUUCGAAACGAUCGUCUACGAUUUCUGCAUGCGAGUCGGAUGGGACUAUCUAACGUUCAGGUUCUGGAUCGGCACAUGGGUGACGAUCAUCCUGGUCAUCCUGGUAGCGGUCGAUGCCAGUGCAUUGGUGUGCUACAUCACGAGGUUCACCGAGGAGAACUUUGCCUGCCUUAUUGCGUUUAUCUUCAUCUACAAAGCGGUGGAGAACGUUCUGCACAUCGGAAAGGACUACCCUUUGAAUACGGCUGGUACAAACUAUGACUGUUCUUGUCUGCCACCGGAAGGAGAAGCCCUAUCCCCAGACAUCAUUCACGAAUGGGCGCAGUAUAGUAAGAAAAGAUGCAUGUUGCUAAAUGGUACCCUCACUGGUGACGAUUGCUUGAAGCCCGAGUACAUCUCCGAUGUCUUCCUGAUGUCAAUCAUCCUGUUUAUCGGAACGUAUAUAAUAUCGGUCAUCCUGAAGGACUUCAAGAAUGCUCUGUUCUUCCCGUCCAACAUCCGACAAGUGGUAAGCGAUUUCGCAGUCAUUAUCGCGAUCUUUUCGAUGACCAUACUGGACUAUGCAACCAACGUACCGACACCGAAACUGGAUGUCCCUCGGGAGUUCAAGCCAACCAUUCCGGAUCGAGGCUGGCUCGUUCAACCAUUCCACGAGAAGAACCCGAUCUGGUCUCCGGUGAUCGCUGUAUUACCCGCCCUGCUGGGCACCAUUCUGAUCUUCAUGGAUCAACAAAUUACGGCUGUGAUAAUCAAUAGGAAAGAGCAUAAGCUAAAGAAGGGCUGUGGCUAUCAUCUGGAUCUUUUCGUACUAGCCUUGCUGAUACAGAUCUGUUCAAUCAUGGGACUACCAUGGUUUGUCGCUGCUACCGUACUCAGUAUUAAUCAUGUCAAUUCACUCAAGCAAGAAUCCGAAACGGCAGCUCCUGGCGAGAAGCCCCAGUUCCUUGGAGUUCGCGAACAACGAGUUACCCACAUAUUGAUCUUCCUGACGAUCGGUUGUUCGGUACUGUUGACACCGCUUCUGUCCCACAUUCCAAUGCCAGUAUUAUACGGCGUCUUUCUGUACAUGGGAGCGGCAUCGCUCAAGGGUCUGCAGUUCUUUGAUCGCCUGAUGAUCAUGCUGAUGCCAAACAAGUAUCAGCCGGACUACAUGUUCUUACGACAGGUUCCCAUCCGUCGAGUCCAUCUAUUCACGGUAAUUCAGCUGGCCUGUUUGGUCAUGCUGUGGGUGAUCAAAUCAUUUUCCUCCACCUCAAUUCUAUUCCCGCUGAUGUUGGUCGUCAUGAUCGGUAUCCGAAAGUCAUUGGACCUCCUCUUCACGCGCCGGGAGCUGAAAAUCCUAGACGAUGUCAUGCCGGAGAUGACGAAGCGAGCUCAUGACGACGACCUCCGGCAGCUCGAGGAUGGCGAGGAUUCGGGCCAACAUUCGGCCGACAAUCUGCAGCUGCCGCAGGAAAAUGGAACCCUCAUCUCCAAACCCCAAAUCAACAUAUCGGAAGAAGUCAAUCGAACCACCAUCUGGAAGCAAGUGAACAACUGUAACGUCCUGUUCACCAAGAAGCAAACCAAGAAAACCUCCCAGAACUACCGUAAAAACCCACCGGGAAGUCUCAACAGUGGUGACAAUCCAAACACCAACCAACAAACGCAACAACAACAAUCACUAUCCGAGAACAAAUUGAGGAAAAUGAGUGAAAUCGACAAAAGACUGUCCACGAUGAGGGAAGAGGAGGAAACGAACUCGGACGAUGCCAACAACCGUCAAUUAAACCACCAGAAACGAACGCAGGUUUAGAGCAAAUCACAUAUAUUAAACUCCUAAAGCCAAGUGAGACCCUUCCAUAAGACACUUUACUCUGCUCGCUACAGAACACCAUAAUUCCUUCUUUUUCGAACUCAAGCUAAACCAGACAGACAAAUAUUGUUUUUAUGUGUCCAAAGUGUGUACAGUUAAAUAGCCGUGAUAAUUUUACACCCCAGGUUUUAUGUAAGAACUACGAUCCAUCUAUCUAUAUCUUUGUCUAUGUAAUUAUUGUCGUAUUGAAGCUGAGUUUCAAUAGACAUGCUUGAUUAGCCGCAAAACAACAAUGCAGAAAAAAAGCAGACUUUAUAGGAGUUUUGAAUCAAAACACUAAUUGCAAGAAGUAGAUGAUAAAGCUUCACGCUAUACAGAAUAAUGAACCUGCACGCAGCUUGUUAGAAAUCCAUUGCAAAUGAUGCCAUCAUUUCAAUCAUCAUUUAGAUUUACGCCAGUCAUUUCAUUUAUGCUACAUAAAGCUACUCAUUGGACAAACAUCACCAAGUUAUCGAACAUUCACUGUAGUUAUGUCUUUCAUACAUCAUAAAAAAAACUACUUAGGGUAAUUGUAAUGGCUUCCACAUAUUGUUUACUGGAAUAUUUGUUAAUAAAUAUUCAAAUAGCUAACCCUGAAGAAUGCUUUGCAUGAGACUCGAAACGUCGAUGAAAUUCGUUAUUGGAUCAGAUCCAGCCGUUAUAAUUACUUAGCAAAUUGAAAGCUCUCUUAAUGUAGUACAUUUCACGCAUUUCUUCGUUUAGCCCUUAACCAAAUUUAUGCACAUUAGAGAAAUGUUCCAUUUAAGUUCAUGGUUCUAGAUGUUGACGCAUUGCGCAAACCAAACUUACUAGCCCAAAUGAUAGCCAUAACGCGUUAUACAAUUAGCAUAAAGAAAAGCAACUGAUGUUCAAUAUACAUACCCACGCCUAACCUAAAAAAAAAACUAGCAUUAACUACCGAAAACGGGACAAACCCAACCUGAUGCAAACUUCCUUUCUCUUCCCAUGUGCGUGCGCGUUUGCAAUUUCCGUAGAAACUGAAGCGAGAAUUUUGGCUGAACUCGUCACAGGGAGCUGUUGGUAACAAAAGCAACCAGACGUUCGGAACGAAGCACAACGACGCCGG